Molecule: messenger RNA, 2910 nt
Organism: Puma concolor (puma)
Lineage: Eukaryota; Metazoa; Chordata; Mammalia; Carnivora; Felidae
Gene: PLK4
Product: polo like kinase 4
Biological process (GO): protein phosphorylation
Cellular component (GO): nucleus
Molecular function (GO): protein kinase activity; protein binding; ATP binding
Source: RefSeq, a predicted model, not a curated record
AUGGCGACCUGCAUCGGGGAGAAGAUCGAGGAUUUUAAAGUUGGCAGUCUGCUUGGUAAAGGAUCAUUUGCUGGUGUUUACAGAGCUGAGUCCGUUCACACUGGUUUGGAAGUUGCAAUCAAAAUGAUAGAUAAAAAAGCCAUGUACAAAGCUGGAAUGGUACAGAGAGUCCAAAAUGAGGUGAAAAUACAUUGCCAAUUGAAACAUCCUUCUAUCUUAGAGUUGUAUAACUAUUUUGAAGAUAACAAUUAUGUAUAUCUAGUAUUAGAAAUGUGCCAUAAUGGAGAAAUGAACAGGUAUCUAAAGAACAGAAUGAAACCAUUCUCAGAAAAUGAAGCUCGACACUUCAUGCACCAGAUCAUCACAGGAAUGUUGUAUCUCCAUUCUCAUGGUAUAUUACACCGGGACCUCACACUUUCUAACCUCUUACUUACACGUAAUAUGAACAUCAAGAUUGCUGAUUUUGGGCUGGCAACUCAAUUGAAAAUGCCACAUGAAAAGCACUAUACAUUAUGUGGAACUCCUAAUUACAUUUCACCAGAAAUUGCAACUCGAAGUGCACAUGGACUUGAAUCUGAUGUUUGGUCCUUGGGCUGUAUGUUUUAUACGUUGCUUAUUGGGAGACCACCAUUUGACACUGACACAGUCAAGAACACAUUAAAUAAAGUAGUAUUGGCAGAUUAUGAAAUGCCAACUUUUUUGACAAGAGAGGCCAAGGACCUUAUUCACCAGUUACUUCGUAGAAAUCCAGCAGAUCGUUUAAGUUUGUCUUCAGUAUUAGACCAUCCUUUUAUGUCCCGAAAUUCUUCAACAAAAAGUAAAGAUUUAGGAACUGUAGAAGACUCCAUUGACAGUGGACAUGCCACAAUUUCUACUGCAAUUACAGCUUCUUCCAGUACCAGUAUAAGUGGUAGUUUAUUUGACAGAAGACGACUUUUGAUUGGUCAGCCACUCCCAAAUAAAAUGACUAUAUUUCCAAAGAAUAAAAAUACAAGCGAUUUUUCUUCUUCAGGAGAUGGAAGCGGUUUUUAUAAUCAGUGGGGAAACCAAGAACAAGAAACCAGUAAUAGUGGAAGGGGAAGAGUAAUCCAGGAUGCAGAAGAAAGGCCACACUCUCGAUACCUUCGCAGAGCCCAUUCCUCUGAUAGAUCUGGCACUUUUAAUAGUCAGUCUCGAGCAAAAACAAAUACAAUGGAACGAUGUCACUCAGCUGAAAUGCUGUCAAAAUCCAAAAGAUCAGGAGUAGACGAAGAAAGAUACUCACCUACAAACAGCAAUGUCAAUGUUUUUCACUUCUUUAAGGAAAAGACAUGCAAUAGUUCUGGAUCUUUUGAAAGACCUGAUAAUGAUCAAGCACUCUCCAAUCAUCUUGGUCCAGGAAAAACUCCUUUUCCAUUUCCAGACCAGACAUCACAGACUGAAAUGGUGCAACAGUGGUUUGGGAAUCUGCAAAUAAAGGCUCAUUUAAGAGAAACUGCUGAGCACAACAGCAUUAGCCCAAACAGAGAUUUCCAGGGCCAUCCAGAUUUACAGGACAGAUCAAGAAAUGCUUGGACUGAUACACGAGCCAAAAAGAGCCCCGAUGCUUCUGAUAAUGUGCAUUCUACAAAACAGCUGAAUACCAUGAAAUAUAUGACUGCAUUUCAAAGUAAACCUGAGAUAAUUCAACAAGAAUCUAUUUUUGACUCAGAUCCUCUUUCUGAACAAAGCAAGACUAGGGGUAUGGAGCCACCAUUGGGUUAUCAGAAACGUACAUUACGAAGCAUUACAUCUCCUUUGACUGCUUACAGGUUAAAACCAAUUAGACAGAAAACGAAAAAGGCUGUGGUUAGUAUACUUGAUUCAGAGGAGGUAUGUGUGGAGCUUCUAAAGGAACAUACAUCUCAAGAAUAUGUGAAAGAAGUUCUUCAAAUAUCUAGUGACGGAAACAUGAUCACUAUUUAUUAUCCAAAUGAUGGAAGAGGUUUUCCUCUUGCUGACAGACCACCGUCCCCUACUGACAACAUCAGUAGGUAUAGCUUUGACAAUUUACCAGAGAAGUACUGGCGAAAAUAUCAGUAUGCUUCCAGAUUUGUACACCUUGUAAGAUCUAAGUCACCCAAAAUCACUUAUUUUACAAAAUACGCUAAAUGCAUUUUGAUGGAGAAUUCCCCUGGUGCUGAUUUUGAGGUCUGGUUUUAUGAUGGAGCAAAGAUACACAAAACCGAAGAUUUAAUUCAGGUGAUUGAAAAGACAGGGAAAUCUUAUAUGUUAAAAGGUGAAAGUGAAAUUAAUAGCUUGAAAAGGGAAAUAAAAAUGUAUAUGGACCAUGCAAAUGAGGGCCAUCAUAUUUGCUUAGCACUGGAAUCAAUAAUUUCAGAAGAGGAAAAGAAAAGUGGAAGUGCUCCAUUUUUCCCAAUAAUCAUAGGAAGAAAACCUGGUAUUACUAGUUCACCUAAGACCUUAUCACCUCUUCCUUCUGUGGAUCCAAACUACUUGAUGAGGGAGAAAGCAUCUUUGAGUAAAAUGGGCAUAAAUAGUGCUGCUUCUUCAAAACAGGCACCAAUAUUUAAUCCUUCUAUGGUUACAAAUGAAGGACAUGGCCUUACAGCUGCAGCUUCUGGAACAAACAUCCCUUCUAGUAGUCUAAAAGAUUGUCUUCCUAAAUCAGCACAACUUUUGAAAUCUGUUUUUGUGAAAAACGUUGGUUGGGCUACACAGUUAACUAGUGGAGCUGUGUGGGUUCAGUUCAAUGAUGGAUCCCAGUUGGUUGUGCAAGCAGGAGUGUCUUCCAUCAGUUACACAUCACCAAAUGGUCAAACAACUAGGUAUGGAGAAAAUGAAAAACUACCAGAAUACAUCAAACAGAAAUUGCAGUGUCUUUCUUCCAUCCUUUUGAUGUUUUCUAAUCCAAAUCCUAAUUUUGAAUGA